ACUGUGUUGGAAACCAGGUCUAACUCUGACUUGUACCAGACAACUUACGAGUUCGAUUCCCGAGAGAAAUGGAGGAUAUUAAGAAAUGUUGUGGUCGUCAGUGUGGCUUUUAUGAUCAAUUUUACGGCAUUUCAGGGUGCUGCCAAUCUGCAGAGUUCCAUAAACGCUGACGCAGGGCUGGGUACCGCCUCAUUAGCGACAAUAUACGGAUCACUUAUCUUAUCAAAUGUCUUCCUUCCCGUUCUCGUCAUCGGAUGGUUGGGCUGCAAGUGGGCCAUGGCCCUUUCCUUCAUCGCCUACAUGCCCUACAUAGCCGCCCAAUUCGGGCCCAGUUUUGGAAGCAUGAUACCAGCCGCCCUCUGCGUGGGUUUCGGAGGUGGCCCAUUAUGGUGUGCAAAAUGCACUUACCUAACAGUUUUGGCAGCAGCCUAUGCCAAAAUAACAGACGGUAAAAGUCCUGAUGCUCUAGUCGUUAGAUUUUUUGGACUGUUCUUUAUGAUCUUCCAAUUUUCACAGAUUUGGGGAAAUCUGAUCUCAUCCUUAGUAUUAUCAAGUGAUGAUGGUUCAGCACCACCUCCGAUAAAUACGUCCUUAUUGGAAUAUUGUGGAGCAAAUUUUAUUUCUGGCAACGAAGCAGCUGCUGGAAAUUCAAAUUUAGAACCACCAUCUGAAGAAAAAAUUUACACAAUUGCCGGAAUUUAUUUGGCUUGCAUGGUUACAGCUGUUAUUGUAAUUGCAGUUGGAGUCGAUUCAUUAGAAAGGUAUGAGUCAAACAGACAAGGUAGUGGCUCUGGUUUAUCUGGAUUUCAAUUGCUAGCUAUAACUAUGAAGCUUUUGAAGGAACCUUGGCAAUUACUCAUUUUACCAAUGACAAUAUAUCUAGGAAUCUCUCAAGCAUUUAUUGGUGCUGAUUUUACAGCAGCCUAUGUAUCCUGUGCAUGGGGUAUCAGUAAUAUUGGAUUUGUGAUGAUAUGUUAUGGAGUAUGCAAUGCAAUAUCAGCAAUUUUUCUGGGAUGGUUAGUCAAGAUAACAGGAAGACUGCCAAUAGUUUGUGCAGCUGCUAUAGCUCAUACAGGAAUUGCAAUUGGGCUAUUAUUAUGGAAACCGAAUCCAGUUGACCAAUAUGUCUACUUUUUAUUUUCUGGAGCUUGGGGAAUUGUUGACGGAGUUUGGCUUGUACAAAUUAAUGCAUAUUGUGGAAUUCUUUUCCCUGGCCGAGAAGAAGCAGCCUAUAGCAAUUUCCGUCUAUGGGAAUCUCUAGGAUUUAUUGUUGCCUACGCUUAUAGUACCUUCAUCAGGACAGAUGUAAAAAUUUAUAUAAUUUUAGCAGUCCUUUGGAUAGGUAUGACAGGGUAUAUAACGACAGAAAUAUCUUUUAAGAGAGCAAAAAAUCGAGGAGUAGAUUUACAUAAAAGACAUUAA
Messenger RNA from Ctenocephalides felis (cat flea), 1422 nucleotides. RefSeq names its product UNC93-like protein. Gene Ontology annotation, molecular function: potassium channel regulator activity. The transcript has 8 exons. The coding region runs from base 112 to 1422 and encodes 436 amino acids. Lineage: Eukaryota; Metazoa; Arthropoda; Insecta; Siphonaptera; Pulicidae. Gene Ontology annotation, biological process: regulation of muscle contraction; regulation of potassium ion transport. Gene Ontology annotation, cellular component: plasma membrane; striated muscle dense body. The record is from RefSeq and is a predicted model, not a curated record.